UUAGAGGACGCCACAUCUAAUACCACUGUAAAUAUGGAUUAUAUUAAAAUUUUGAAAGUGUUACUUUUACUCAUCGCAUAUGCUAGCGCGUCGCCGACUUUUAGGAAGAAAGGUGGUCAGACCCAUCCUGUGUAUGUUCAGCAACAACCAACAUAUGUCCAGGCAGAACCUGUACAUCCUGCACCUCAAGUCGUUUACCAGCCAGUGCAAGUACAACCCGUCCAUCCGCCGCCACCUCAAAUUAUUGUACAACCGGUUAGAGUACAACCUGUGCACCCCCCACCAAGGCCAGUACAACCUGCACAUCCACCACCAAUGCCAGUACACCCUGUGCAACCACCACCAAGACAAAUUAUCAUACAACCAAUUAGAGUUCAACCUGUCCGACCACCACCAACACAAAUCAUUAUACAACCAGUUAGAGUACAGCCAGCGCACCCACCUCCAAGACCUGUGCAACCUGUACAUCCACCACCAAGACCUGUACAUCCACCACCAAGACCUGUACAUCCACCACCUCGACCUGUGCAUCCACCACCACAACCAGUCCAUCCACAACCGGUCCAUCCUCAGCCAGUUAUUGUAAAACCUAUAUCUUAAAACCUGUAUUGUUAACCUGGAAAACAUCAUCAUUAACCUUAAUUAAAUAUUUAAGAUUUGUAUUA
This is a messenger RNA of Lucilia sericata (common green bottle fly), 665 nucleotides long. Its product is annotated as proline-rich extensin-like protein EPR1. Lineage: Eukaryota; Metazoa; Arthropoda; Insecta; Diptera; Calliphoridae. The record is from RefSeq and is a predicted model, not a curated record. Bases 34 to 600 code for a protein of 188 amino acids. The transcript has a single exon.